CCUAUAUUCUUCGAUUUUUUUCAUUAUUAUUAAUUAAAUAAUCAUUUAAUUUUGUAUUACAGGCUGCCGCAAUGUGGCCUGGAGUAUUGAAGUUAUUGGUGUUAUUAACAUUCUUGCUACAUCCAUCAAGAUGUACGCAGGGAAAGGUGAAUUACCGGGAAAAGGAGAAAGAAGUGUUAGACAACAUUUUAGGAGGAUACGACGCGCGUAUCCGGCCCAGCGGAGAAAAUGCAACAGGUGAAUAUGGAUAAAAUCUUUUUUUACGCCAUUAUUCCUUCCAGUCUUCCUUAC
Apis florea (little honeybee) is the source of this 291-nucleotide messenger RNA. It is a transcript of the gene GluClalpha, whose product is annotated as glycine receptor alpha 1. The record is from RefSeq and is a predicted model, not a curated record. Gene Ontology annotation, cellular component: membrane. Gene Ontology annotation, biological process: monoatomic ion transmembrane transport. Lineage: Eukaryota; Metazoa; Arthropoda; Insecta; Hymenoptera; Apidae. Gene Ontology annotation, molecular function: transmembrane signaling receptor activity; extracellular ligand-gated monoatomic ion channel activity.